AUGCCUGAUCCUGGGUGGCAGGGGCACGAGGAAACUCAGUCAAAUUCCAACACUCAAUUUCCCACUAACCUUUCUCCUCACAGAUGGGUUCCACAGCAGCUCGGCUGGCAGCUUCUGGCUUUGGUCAGCCCGCAGGUCGAUGCUCCUAAUCUGGAAUCUGAAAAUUCAGAGUAGGAAAAGAUGGCAACUGAAAAUCUGAAAUCUGAAAAUCUGGAAAAUGAAACAGUUUCUUCGGUUGCUGCUUUACAGGCCCUCUCUAAGCUACUCUGUCCUGAAGAAGAAGCUGAUUUCGAAUUUGAACAGUCCAGUUGUUCAUCUACUACCGGAGCCAUGGGUCCUGGUAAUAUUGGACCACCUAAAACAGAAGAUGUCAAAAUUAUGUCUCAGACCAGGGUUGAACAAAGUGAGGAAAUCUGGAAUCCAGAAGAAGUGCCAGAAGGAGCCGAACAUGAUGACAUGUGGGAUGUUAGAGAAAUACCCGAGUAUGAGAUUGUAUUCCAACAGCAGGUGGGAACUUCGGAUAUUUUCCUUGGAUUUACCAGAAAAGACUCUUCUACAGCAUGCUGUGAGGAACUUGUGAUUAAAAUUAAACUACCAGAUACAAACCCUUCUGACAUUAAAUUAGAUAUCCAGGAAAUGCUUCUUGAUCUUCGUACUGCUAAUAAGAAGCUGUUGUUACCCCUCCCCCAACCUGUUGAAUGCAGCAGUGCUAGAGCUGUUUAUAUUUCAGAGUCUGAGACUCUCGAAGUCACUGCACCUAUGAAAAGGGAAUUGGAUUUUGUUAAUUUUUUCUGA
Molecule: messenger RNA, 795 nt
Organism: Elephantulus edwardii (Cape elephant shrew)
Lineage: Eukaryota; Metazoa; Chordata; Mammalia; Macroscelidea; Macroscelididae
Product: protein PIH1D3-like
Exons: 7
Biological process (GO): flagellated sperm motility; axonemal dynein complex assembly
Cellular component (GO): cytoplasm
Molecular function (GO): protein-folding chaperone binding; dynein intermediate chain binding
Source: RefSeq, a predicted model, not a curated record